ACACCCUUCUGCAGCGACGCAAACAGGGCGUAGUUCCCGUUAAAGGGGAAUGCCGGGAGCCUCCCACUGCCCCCUUGCUUUGCGCGCGCGCUGCCCCGCAGCACAGCUGUCUUUGCGGACGCUAGCAACUCUGCGAACGCACCCGAAUUUGUGCCUGAGGCUACUCUGCUCUGAGACAGACGGUUGUCCCUUUGAACUGAAAGCACCGCUCCACCGAUCCCAAGCCCAACUCCCAGCCACCAUGCUCCUUCUCUUGUUGGGGAUCCUGUUCCUCCACAUCGCGGUGCUAGUGUUGCUCUUCGUCUCCACCAUCGUCAGCCAAUGGGUCGUGGGCAAUGGACACACGACUGAUCUCUGGCAGAACUGUACCACAUCCGCCUCGGGAGCCGUCCAGCACUGCUACGCCUCAUCAGUGAGCGAAUGGCUGCAGUCUGUCCAGGCCACCAUGAUCCUGUCUGUCAUCUUUAGCGUCCUGUCUCUGUUCCUGUUCUUCUGCCAGCUCUUCACUCUCACCAAAGGCGGCCGGUUUUACAUCACUGGAUUCUUCCAAAUCCUCGCUGGUCUGUGUGUGAUGAGUGCAGCGGCCAUCUACACAGUGAGGCACAGUGAGUGGCAUGUCAACACUGACUACUCCUAUGGCUUCGCCUACAUCUUGGCCUGGGUGGCUUUUCCCCUGGCCCUCCUCAGUGGCAUCAUCUACGUGAUCCUGCGGAAACGCGAAUGAGGCGCCCGACGCAUCCGUCUAGGCUCUGAGCGCGCGUAGGGUACACAGGGAGGGAGGAAGGAAACCAAAAAGCAAAACCAACCAACCAAAAAGAGCUAGCCCCAAACCCAAACGCAAGCCAAACCAAACAGAACGCAGUUGAGUGGGGGAUUGCUGUCGAUUGAAGAUGUAUAUAAUAUCUAUGGUUUAUCAAACCUAUUUAUAACACUUUUUACAUAUAUGUACAUAGGAUUGUUUGCUUUUUAUGUUGACCGUCAGCCUCGUGUUGAAUCUUAAACAACUUUACAUCCUAACACUAUAACCAAGUUCAGUAUCUUUGUUUUGUUUCUUUUUUUUUUCAUCUUUUCGUUUUGCUCGGACGUAAACACUCCACGUGGCCCCCUUUCAUCUGAAAGCAGAUACCUCCCUCCCACUCAACCUCGUAGGAUAACCAAAGUGUGCGGACAAACCCCAGACAGCCAGAGGCCUUCACACCAUGGGUGACCCAGUGCAUUUAGCAGGAAUAUCCACUGCCCAAAUCGAUGUGUGAAGCCCUAAGCACUCACAGACGAAAAAGCCUGACCGGAGCCCUCUGCAAAAACAAUAGCUGGUGGCUCUGGAACACUUGACCCUGUAGGCAGAGUACUGGGGCCACACGUUUAAAUGAGAAGUCAGAGACAAGCAAUCUGUGAAAUGGUGCUAUAGAUUUACCAUUCCUUGUUAUUACUAAUCAUUUAAACCACUCACUGGAAACUCAAUUAACAGUUUUAUGACAUACAGCAGCACGAAGACCUGAUACAAACGGUUCAUAACUGCUUUCGUACCUAGCUAGGCUGUUGUUAUUACUACAAUAAAUAAAUCUCAAAGCCUUCGUCACUCCCACAGUUUUCUCACGGUCGGAGCGUCAGGACGAGCAUCUAGAUCCUUGGGACUAGCGAGUUCCCUGGCUUUCUGGGUCUAGAGUGUUCUGUGCCUCCAGGGACUGUCUGGCGAUGACUUGUAUUGGCCACCAACUGUAGAUGUAUAUAUGGUGUCCUUCUGAUGCUAAGACUCCAGACCUUUUUUGUUUUUGCUUGCUUUUUUUUCUGAUUUUAUACCAACUGUGUGGACUAAGAUGCAUUAAAAUAAACAUCAGAGUAACUCA
This is a messenger RNA of Grammomys surdaster, 1847 nucleotides long. It is a transcript of the gene Pmp22, whose product is annotated as peripheral myelin protein 22. NCBI's taxonomy places the organism in Eukaryota, Metazoa, Chordata, Mammalia, Rodentia, Muridae. The record is from RefSeq and is a predicted model, not a curated record. Gene Ontology annotation, cellular component: plasma membrane. The coding region runs from base 50 to 724 and encodes 224 amino acids. The transcript is spliced from 5 exons.